AUGGAGAAGAUCCCAAGCACUGAGCAGUUAAUCGUCAAUGGCAAGCCUGUCCUCCGCGAGGAGGAUGCCUUCGAAAGCACUGGAUACGCCUUCUCCCCUAAGAAGAAGUGGUGGAUCCUCACUGUUGUUGCUCUCUGCCAAACUAGUAUGAAUUACAACGCGGCGGUAUACUCCAACGCUGUGGAGCCACUGAACCGCCAUCACGGUAUUGAAAACGCUAGGCACGGUAUGAUUGCGUUCUUGGUCACUUACGCAUUUGGCUGUGAGCUCUGGGCGCCGUGGUCUGAAGAGAUCGGGCGCUGGCCAGUGAUGCAGCUUUCAUUGGGCCUCGUCAACAUCUGGCAGAUUCUCUGCGGCGCUAGCCAUACGUGGAAACAGGUGCUCAUUGGUCGGGUGCUUGGUGGCCUGUCUUCGGCUGGUGGUUCUGUGACGCUCGGUAUGGUCGCAGACAUGUUUGACCCUGAUGAGCAGCAGUUUGCUGUAGCCUGGGUUUCCCUUUGGUCUUGUCUUGGCUCUGUUAUCGGCGGCAUCUGCGGAGGACCUAUCGAGCAAUACCUCCCCUGGCGCUGGAAUUUCUGGAUCCAACUUAUCUUCGGCGCCGUUGUCCAGGCUAUCCACGCGUUCACUGUCCCGGAAACCCGCUCCACUAUCAUGCUCGACCGCGAAGCCCGUAAGCGACGCACCAAGCAGAGCAUCAACAUCUACGGCCCUAAUGAAGUAAGAUCCUUGAAGGAGAGGUUCGCUUGGCGUGAGAUUCUGGCAACAAUGUGGCGCCCAUACCGCAUGUUACUCACCGAGCCUAUCGUCCUUCUGUUGUCUCUUCUCUCCGGAUUCAGCGAUGCCCUCAUCUUCUCCUUCCUCGAGUCGUAUGGCUACGUCUUCAACCAGUGGCACUUCAACAAGACUGCGUUCGGUCUCGCCAUGAUUCCCCUUCUUAUCGGUUAUGUCCUGGCAUACUUGUCUUUCUUCCCGGUCAUCUUGCGGCACAACUUCAAGCGGCGCAACAACCGCGGUCACGAGCUUACCCCAGAGAGCCGCCUCUGGUUGUUACUGUUCAUCGUCCCACUUCUCCCAGUUGGUCUCUUUGGCUUCGCGUUUGUUUCAACUGGUCCACCAAUCCCCUGGAUCGCCCCCCUAAUCUUCUCCGUCCUGAUUGGUAUGGCUAACUACGCAAUCUAUUACGCCACCAUCGACUAUAUGGUUGCCUCAUACGGAGAAUAUGCUGCUUCUGCGACUGGUGGCAAUGGGUUUAUGCGAGACUUUUUGGCUGGAAUGUGUGCCCUGUACACGGGGCCCCUUUAUAAAAGCCUCAAGCCUAAGAACGCUUCUUUCCUACUCUUUGGCACAGCUGUCAUCGUAUGCAUACCCGUCUACGUCUUCUACUGGUUCGGCCCUCGUGUCAGGAAACACAGUAAGUUUGCUGAAGCACUGGCCGCAGACAAAGAACACCGGGUGGCCGCUAAGCACGAAGACGACACCAAACGACGAGAGCAGCUCCUUGUUCAGGGCACCCGUGAAGUAUAA
Molecule: messenger RNA, 1524 nt
Organism: Lindgomyces ingoldianus
Lineage: Eukaryota; Fungi; Ascomycota; Dothideomycetes; Pleosporales; Lindgomycetaceae
Product: MFS general substrate transporter
Exons: 4
Coding region: 1-1524 (507 amino acids)
Biological process (GO): transmembrane transport
Molecular function (GO): transmembrane transporter activity
Source: RefSeq, a predicted model, not a curated record